ACGGGUCCGAACUCAAAAAAUGUCGAAACCUUUGAGAAUCUUGGUUGCUGGCGACUCUGAUGGCUGUUUGGAGGUUUUGUUCAACAGAGUGAGAUCUGUGGUGAAGAAGAGUGGAAUGUUUGAGAAGUUGCUGUGCGUUGGUUCAUUCUUUGGAGACGGUAAUGAGAGUGUGAAGACAUACUGGAAGCAAUUGAAGGAUGGUGAGAAGGAAGUUCCUCUGCCAACGUAUAUCCUUGGUCCGGUAACAGCCAAUCAAGUUGAGUUUUAUGAUAGUAAUGAAGAUGGAGGGGAAUUGUGUCCAAACCUCACAUAUCUUGGACGACGUGGAGUCUUUACUCUGACUAAUGGGCUGCAGAUCGCUUAUUUGAGUGGUGUUUGUCGUAAUAGCACAGACAGUAAAACAGAUGAUGGAGAUCGAAAGAUUUCGUGUCACUAUUCGGCAAGUGAUGUUGAUUACUUAUUGUCUCUUGCCACUGGAAAAGACUACAACGGUGUUGAUAUCUUUCUCUCUUCUGAAUGGCCGCGUAACAUCUGGCACUACACAACACAACCGACGGGGGUUGACAUUGAGACCCUCGGCUCAGACACUGUCGCUAGCAUCGCACGAGCUCUCAAGCCACGAUAUCACUUUAGUGCAUUAGCAAAGAUCUUCUAUGAGAGAGCACCUUACAGAAAUCACAAGAUUCUUCGGGAAUCUCAGACACACGUAUCUCGUUUCUUGGGACUAGCAAACGUGAGCAACUCUGAUAAGAAACAAAAGUACUUGUAUGCAUUCAAUAUAACACCACUAAAUAAAAUGGACAGAGAGAGUCUGAUAGUGCAACCAGCCAACACCACUGAGUGUCCACUUAAGUCUGUUCAAAGUGACAAUCGUUCUCAAGGAGCAACAGGAAGUCAUGGUGAAGAACCGGCACAACAGUUUUUCUUUAACCCCAAGGAUGUUGAAAGAGGACAGAAACGACCAUUUGAAAACAGAGGCAGAGGUUCUCACCCUAAGCAUCACAAGCCACCUGGCCCUCAUGCCCCCUGCUGGUUUUGUCUAGGAAGCCCUCAGGUGGAGAAGCAUCUCGUUGUUAGUGUAGGAGACUCGUGCUAUAUGGCAUUGCCGAAAGGAGGUCUUGUUCCUGAGCACAUUCUGAUACUUCCUAUUGGACACUUUCCUUCGACGUUGGAAUUACCCGAGGAUGUUGCUGCAGAAACGGAAACGUUUAAGAAAUGUCUUCGUCAAUACUUUCACAGUAAAAAGAAAUCGUGUGUUAUCUUUGAACGCAACUUUCGCUCUCCUCAUUUACAGCUGCAGGUUGUACCAGUGAGUGGAGCUGUGUCGGAUGAUAUCAGAGAGGAGUUCAAGGAAAGUGCUGUGAACGUUGGCAUCACGUUUGUAGAAUUGGAAAGAGACGAGCCUUUGUCACACAUCGUCGCUCCCAAAACUCCCUACUUCAUGAUCGAGUUUGAUUCCGGCCCUCACCUUGUCCAUCCAAUCAAAGGAUAUUUCCCACUCCAAUUCGGUCGCCAAGUUCUUGCCUCCCCCAAUCUACUCAACGUCCCUGGUCGAAUCGACUGGAAAUCAUGCCAAGCAAGCAAAGAAUCAGAGACAGAGAUGGCAACUUCGUUUAGAAGGAUGUUCCAACCGUAUGACUUCACCAGGGAACUCUAGUGCCUUAGAGACACAUUUUGUAUCUGAACAAUUGUAAGCGACAAGCAGUGAACACUCGUGAUAUCGAUGUUGAUGUUAUGGACAGUUUUGGUCGAAAACUUGAAACUAUGACAUCGUACAGAAAGGGUUAUGAUGUGCAUUGUAGUUAGCCUUGUCCCCAGACUCUCUCGCGCUAGUCUUAUCCGGUGCCCGUAUGACAGUGUUGUAGGGUUGUAUGGCUCUAUUUUAUGAGAAUUUACUUUACUCACUGU
Messenger RNA from Corticium candelabrum, 1908 nucleotides. Its product is annotated as CWF19-like protein 1. The coding region runs from base 20 to 1657 and encodes 545 amino acids. Lineage: Eukaryota; Metazoa; Porifera; Homoscleromorpha; Homosclerophorida; Plakinidae. The transcript has 16 exons. Gene Ontology annotation, cellular component: post-mRNA release spliceosomal complex. Gene Ontology annotation, biological process: mRNA splicing, via spliceosome. Gene Ontology annotation, molecular function: RNA lariat debranching enzyme activator activity. The record is from RefSeq and is a predicted model, not a curated record.